CGGAGGGCUUCUUUUCGAAUCACACUUCAGCACUACUCUUUCCCUCUUUCCGUUCUUUGUGUGGAUCGAUUGAUCUCAAAAACCAGAAUUGACAUGAAAGGAUCGGAGGAAAGCUCUUAUUUGAUGAAAAUCAAGGAACUGCGAACGGUAUGUGACGUAGAGAUUCCCAUCCGCCAGCAAAGAUUGGACUCCAUCGCCGUUUUCCUCACUUCUCUCGACUCAUUGAAGGAAAAAUCAAAGGAAACUCUUCAAAAUCAAGGAAAUACUGGAAAGUUAAAAGCUACUCUUAGAGAUGCAGACGAUGAACUGGUGGAGGCUCUUGGAGUCAAGACUCGCAAAGAGGCGGCAUGGAUGGCUAUAUUGGACACUUUAUCUGCUAGACGGAAAAAGGUAAGAGAGCUCAAACAAUUUGUGGAGGAGGCAGCAGCAAGGAAGUAUGAGUAUGCCGAUAUAAUUGCCACGCAAGCUAAGGCUCUUUUAGCAUGUGAAGAGAAACACAAGAAACAAAUUGAACAAGAAGGGGGAACAGACGAUGUCAUUUCAUGGUAUAAUGGGGCACUUGGCUUCCGAAUUGAAUGCGGACAUGGAGUAAAAUUCAUCUUUACAAACAUAGAUGAGAAGAAUCCAAAGGAAGAGUACUCCUUCACCGUUCGAUAUGACAACGAUUCAUACAGCUUGCUUGAGUGUGAUCCAUUAUUGAAGGAUACCAAAGAAUUGGUUGCUGAAUUAAACAAAAGCAAUGGAUUGUUCAAGUUUGUCAGGAUAAUGAGAGAAAAAUUUGUAGAAGCUGCAGGACAUGGAAUUGUUUGUCAAGGGGAGAAAUCUGUUGAACAAUAUAGUUCUACAAUUGCUGCAUCUGCUCCUGUUUCAUCUGCUUCAACAGACAGUAACAGUGAAAUUCAACCUAUAGAAUCAAAAAGAAAAUUCAUGGGAAGAGGUUCUAAGCCAACAAUUCUAUCCCCUGAAUCUGCAUUAUCUCUUCGGAGAUCUCCUCGAUUCAAGGGCAAGAGGUGAAACCCCUAUAUUCUCUUCUGGAAACAGCCUAUUUAAUAACAUUAUUGUUAACCUGACAACACCUCGUUUUGGGAUCUGAUUCGCGAAGAAGGUAGGGUUCUAAGUUUGAAAUCAUUUUUAUGUUAGGGGUCAUGUCUUGAGAAACAAAUGUUGUCAAGUUUAUUAUUUGUGUAACCUGUUACAAGUUUCUACUUCAACAACCAUCUGUGUAGUAUAUUGUGCGUGAUAUCUGCUAGCUUCUGAAGAUGUUUUUUAUGUGCAGUUUCUCAUCCUGAAUCGAAAGGGUUUCAAUUGAAGAUUAUUAUAUGAUUUUUCUUUUACGGAAACUGUGUUUGUGAACUUA
This is a messenger RNA of Impatiens glandulifera, 1357 nucleotides long. RefSeq names its product kinetochore protein SPC25 homolog. NCBI's taxonomy places the organism in Eukaryota, Viridiplantae, Streptophyta, Magnoliopsida, Ericales, Balsaminaceae. Bases 94 to 1014 code for a protein of 306 amino acids. Gene Ontology annotation, cellular component: Ndc80 complex. The record is from RefSeq and is a predicted model, not a curated record. Gene Ontology annotation, biological process: chromosome segregation. The transcript is spliced from 8 exons.